AUGAGUGCGGGCGAGCUACAAGCGCUUCUGCGCUUCCUAUCGCAAGACGCCAAGGUGCCUUUAGCAACUGCGAUGAGCAAGGUUAAAGACUUACAGAAAGCGAGCCUAGACUCACCUGAAAAGCUUGCGAAAGUGAAGCAUACUGAUAUCGCAGUACUAUUCACGGACGAAAAGGUAGCCAAGCAAAUCAUAAGUGCCGCGAAGCGUGUCUCGAAGAAACGGGCAGCUGGCGACGAUGCAGCAUUAUCUCCGGCGAAGAAGAAGCGACAUGACUUCUCUGCGGGUCCACCAUCAGGACCACUGGAUCUCGAAGCGUCCAUAGCCCUCCCUGUCAGCACUGCUAGUGAAGAGGAGCUGUCUAAUGCUGUGGUUCAUAGUAAUCGAGCACCGCUUGUGUUAGCAUUUACGGUGACACUGCUGAAGCAUACCAUGCCUGAGCAGCCUCUGUCGAGUAGGUUGAGCCUCGCGCAAGCCUACGUAAGUACUACUAGCCGAUCUCGGGCUGUCAGUCUUGGUAUACAAACUCUUGACAAGGCAGAGAUUGAGGCUGAAGAGCGACUGGCGGAAGGUCAACCGUCAGUCAGUAUCAUGGGCAAGGGGUUGCGCGUGCUCCGACGAUGGGGCUAUGAGUGGAACCAGCCAGCAGAGGGCGAACCGAAGUCAAAGUCUCAGACGGACGAGACGGACGAUGAGCCUGAUACUCAAGACCAGAGUAACCGGCCGCCCGCUCUCUGGGCUCUGGACUUGGAAGCGCUUCGAAAAUCAAACCGAUCAGACAUCGCGUCUGCUAAUAUCGCAGCUGGGAACCAUAGCAAACUUCCCAUAUAUACUCCGCAAUCUGCCCGUGCAUACCUCCUGAAGUCAUUCGACUCUGUCGACCCAAGUGGAAAGAAGCCGUCUGCAGCUGCUCGUGUGGAGCGGAAAGCCAGCAAUCUUGGUCACUUACUUCGAACGAUAGAAUUGCUGUACGAUUCUUGGGCGAAAGUGCUCGAGCCAGAGGAACUCGAGAAGCGUACGUGGGGCUGGUACGUUAAGGUUCGACCAGCAGUCGAAGACGGUGUGGCUGGCUGGGGUGGCAAGAACGAGAUCAAGCUCUCCGAUAUCCUGGCACUUAGAAAGCAGCAAUAG
This is a messenger RNA of Baudoinia panamericana UAMH 10762, 1128 nucleotides long. RefSeq lists its product as uncharacterized. Bases 1 to 1128 code for a protein of 375 amino acids. The record is from RefSeq and is a predicted model, not a curated record. Lineage: Eukaryota; Fungi; Ascomycota; Dothideomycetes; Mycosphaerellales; Teratosphaeriaceae. The transcript is spliced from 2 exons.